GGCGCGAUGUGUUUCGUGCAUUACGUUUGAUGUCACAGUCCGAUUAACGUCGGUCGACAUGCCAAUCGAUGGCGAGCUUAAUAAUGGCUUAAUGUUAUUCAACAAGAAUAUAACCGCAGCCGAAAACUUAGCCAUCAGCGCGGCAAAGGUAGCCCUAAACAAUUUUGAAUGGAGAUAUGUCACCAUGGUUUUCCAUAACUCCUCAAUUCUUCUCGGUUUAACUGCGUUCAUGCAAAUUUAUCGGAAAAGUGUGAUCGUCGGGAAAGGAGCAUUUCUCCAUGGCGAAGAAUCAUCCGCAGACAGAAUCAGGCAGUUUGUGAUAUUCGGAUCAGACUUGGUUGACAUAAUGAACACGCUGGACUGGAUGCGGCAUAGGGAAUUCGACAAUACCGGAAAAUUCAUUGUCAUAUGCAAUAACUGCGACGAGCGUAAAGCGAUGGACAUAUUCUGGAAUCAUAAGAUCUUAAAUGUGGUUAUUAUCAAUGAUAGCUCUGGAACCAGUAAUAUAGUUGGCUUCACAUAUUCUAUUUAUGAUAACGAGAAAUGUGAAAUAAGUCCACCUAAACCACUUCCAGACUCUUGCAUUCAUCAUUCUUGCAUAAAAGUAUAUCCUUUGAAGCUCAGAAAUUUACACAAAUGCCAGAUAAUUGUGUCUACGUUUGAACAAGUCCCAUUCAUGUCUCUGAAGACGGGAAUCCCAGAAGGGGCUGACGGCGACCUUUUACUUCUUAUCGCUGAAUCUUUGAACGCCACCUUAAAGGUGAUGACUCCGCAUCGGGGCGCCGGCUGGGGUCAACUGGACAAGGACGGAAAUUGGCUAGGAUCUUUGGCAGAUGUAUAUUACGACCUCGCUAACUUCUCCAUGACGUCAGCCGCCAUAACGCUGUCAAGAUUUAAGGCGUUUCAUUUAUCCACAGAUUACCAUUCGGUAAACAUGGCUUGGGUCACUCAUCCCGCGAUACCACUUCCAGGUUGGCAAAAACUUCUUCGUCCGUUUCAAAUGAACGCUAGAAUAUGUCUAGCUGUCACUUUUGUACUCAUUAUAUUAGUAGCCUUGUUCGUUAAAAGUAAUUUAUGGGAGAAAUUGAGUAAAAGAAUUGCAUCGGCGCGGCCUCAAACAUGUGUCCUGUUUUAUUCUUGGACAAUUUGCAUGGGUGUACCCGUGACCACUUUACCAUCCAAACCGGCUUUUCUGACCAUGUUUCUCUUAUGGACGUUCUACUGUUUUAUGAUGAGAACGUUUUACCAGACAUCACUUAUUCACGCUAUGAAAGAUAAAUCAAAAUAUCCAGAGUUUGAAAAUCUUGAAGACAUUUUAAAUUCUGGUUAUCCAUUCGGUGGUGUGCCGGCUCUCAAGGAUUUCUAUAUAGAUGACCCUGAAGUGUAUAACAACUGGAAACCCAUCAACAGCACCGAAAUCAAUGAUACUAUGGUUAGUUUAUCGAGAGGCAUGAAGUACGUUCUGGCUAUGAAUAAGGUUACCGCCCAGAGUUUUAUUUUAAAUCAUUAUGGAGAGAUACAUAUUGUGCCACAGAUGAUUGCGACGAGUCCAACGGUUUUGUAUUUUAAGAAGUUUUCUCCGAUGGCGGAGUCUCUGAAUCUUGUUCUAGGUCGAUUGGUGGAAGCAGGUUUUACUGAGAAAUUGUAUAAAAAUCACGUCAGUAUACAAGAAACAAAGAAGACAGAUAGUACGGCAGCAAUGAACUUCGAGCAGUACAUGGGGUGUUAUGUAGUUUUAGCCGCUGGGUGGAUUGUAUCGAUAUUAGUAUUUGUUUGUGAGGUAUACUAUUAUAAAUGGCGUGUCAGUCGACAAAAUAUUUGUUAG
This is a messenger RNA of Cydia fagiglandana, 1825 nucleotides long. RefSeq lists its product as uncharacterized. The coding region runs from base 59 to 1825 and encodes 588 amino acids. The transcript has a single exon. The record is from RefSeq and is a predicted model, not a curated record. NCBI's taxonomy places the organism in Eukaryota, Metazoa, Arthropoda, Insecta, Lepidoptera, Tortricidae.